This is a messenger RNA of Cydia splendana, 2207 nucleotides long. Its product is annotated as mitochondrial GTPase 1. The record is from RefSeq and is a predicted model, not a curated record. Gene Ontology annotation, biological process: mitochondrial translation. NCBI's taxonomy places the organism in Eukaryota, Metazoa, Arthropoda, Insecta, Lepidoptera, Tortricidae. Gene Ontology annotation, cellular component: mitochondrion. The transcript is spliced from 4 exons. Bases 204 to 1202 code for a protein of 332 amino acids. Gene Ontology annotation, molecular function: GTP binding; GTPase activity.
UAUAUGAAUGAACUUCGUAAUUUUGGCACGAUUUUCACGAUAUAUUUACUAUUUACAAACAGUGUAUAUAUAUAUAAAAUUACGUAACUAGUUAAAAUUAUAUUAAAUACUGUACUAAGUUCAUGUCGUGCUGUGUUUCGGUAAUGAUUACUUGAUUCCAAACUGUUCAAAUCCACAUAACCUCAAAAUCAAAACAAAUCGAAAUGGGAACAAAAUUCAACCCUGCGGCGUACAAUUUUCGCAAAAAAUGCCCUUUCGUGAGCAAGGACCUGCUCCGCUGGUUCCCGGGGCAUAUGAACAAGGGCUUGAAACAAAUGCAGAGGAAGUUAAAGUCAGUCGAUUGUGUGAUUGAAGUUCACGACGCAAGAAUACCCUUUACAGGCAGAAAUCCCAUAUUUACGAAUACUUUAACAGGUGCAAAGCCUCACAUACUAGUUCUAAAUAAGAAAGACUUGACUGUAAGUUCAUUAAUACCCAGAAUAAAGGAGCAGUUAAAGGCAGAGGAGGGAGUGCAAAAUAUAGUGUUUACAAACAGUAAGGAUCAGAGUUGUCGCGGCUUGAAGACCUUAAGGCCCCUGAUGGUUGACCUUAUUAAAGAUUCGAAUAGGUAUAACAGAAGCGAAGAGUCCGACUACAAUGUAAUGAUCAUCGGGGUCCCAAACGUGGGUAAAUCAUCCUUAAUCAACAUGCUGCGCUCGAGGAACAUGGGCAUCGGGCAUGCGUUGCCUGUCGGAGCAGUGGCCGGCGUCACCCGCAGUGUCCUGAUGAAGAUCAGGAUCAACAAUAAUCCUAAUAUAUUCAUGUUGGACACUCCAGGCAUCCUAGAGCCCUCGGUGACAGACAUCGAGAUGGGUUUGAAGCUUGCUCUGUGUGGAAAUCUCCAAGAUCACCUGGUAGGCGAGGAAGCCAUCGCGGACUACCUGCUGUACUGGCUCAAUAAGCAUGGCUGCUUUAGCUAUGUUGACUACAUGGGGCUGGUGGAGCCCUGCGACGACAUCAAUAAGGUCCUAAUCUCAGGUGCAGUGAAGUUCAACCGAAUCCGCCGGACGCGCGACUUCGACGGCACGAUGCGUGACGUGCCGGAUUUCAUCGAGGUCGCUCGGACUAUGAUCAAAGCCUUUCGCACCGGGGAGCUCGGCAGGACGCUCCUGGACAUCGAGCUGCUGAAGGACUGUAAGAGGAAAGAGGACCUCAUGGCGUAGGAGUUAGACUCGAGGUUUAAGUAAACAAAGACUUGAAAUUCAUUUUGUAUUAAACAGAAACAGAAUUUUGUAAUCUCAAAGUGUUUGGUUAAAUUAAAAGUGAAAAUUCACUGACUCGGGUGAGACUCGAACUCGCGACACUGGAUCACUAGUAGAGAUAGGCAAAACCCUUUACUGAGUUGAAAAGAUUGAUUCCAAAAUGAUUCAUAUCUUUCGCUCGCGGUGAUAUAUAUCACUCAUUUCGCUCACUUCGCUCAGUGGAUCUGUAGACUAUAUUGUUCAAGAGUGAGUAGAGGGAAAUGUCAAUCAAUCAGAUACACACAGCCAUAAGUGCGACCAAGAUGGCGCGAUACGGUCCAGACACCCUCCGAAUUCUUCCGAACACCUCCGAAACCUAUUUGCAUCGUCUCAGUCGCUUCUCGCUCAUCACGCUCGGCCGGCUCAUUCGAAUCAUGAGUGGGAAAGAGCGCGCAAGGAACACUGAGAUAGAUGAGCGACUGAGCGAGUUAAAUCAAAAGUGAGUUGAAGAGUGAGCGAGUUCAAUGAAAAGAUAUAGGUCAUUUAAAUCACUCACUCGUGAACGAUACAUGUCUGAUCACUAGCCCUUGCUCUACCAACUGAGCUACCGAGACUUCACCCAAAGACAGCGAAUAUUUUCACCAUAUGCCCCUAGCGCCUCGACAUAGUAAAUUUUUCCACUUUUAAUUUAACCAAAGACUUUGUUUAGGAGUUUGAUCGUUUAGUUUAAAAAGAUAAAUCCUUUUUUAUAGAAAAAGAGUCAACUUUAGCACGAACCUUUAGGUUAGAACCGAUGAGCAGAGCACUGCUAGAUAUUAACCUAUUAUCUAAAGCUAAUAUAAAAAUGAUAAAAUGUAUCUUAUGGCUUGAACAUUAGAGUCGGUUUCUGAUCAGUAACAGUUCUGGUUCAAAAACUUGAAUAAGCUGCUUUAAACCUUUAAUUAUUGACAAGAGGAUACAGAUGUAGUGCAUAAUUGUUUUCCAUCG